CAUAAAUUAAUAGACCAUGUUUAGAAUAAAUUAUUCAGUUUUAAUGGAGGGAUGAUUACAAAGUCGAUGAAAAUGUCUCAUUUGGGCGUAGAAAAAUUGUAGAAAAUUAUGAACGAUGCCAAGGAAGCCUCUUCUUCAAUCAGUAAUUUCUCUAAUGAAUUUCAAAGUUCACAACAAAUGGAUUGGCUCAGGGUUCAAGAUUCUCUAAAGGGGAAAUUGAUUACUGAAGAUGACUUCAAAUGGAGAUUGCCCACAAGAGAAAAAGAAGGAAGUUGUGAAAUAUUGAAGUAUGUUGGUGGGGUUGACUUAAGUUUUUCAAAAGAUGAUUCAUCUAUUGCCUGUGGCACUCUUGUUGUGUUGGACUUGACGACUCAGAAAGUUGUUUAUGAAGAUUCGUCUAUUGUUAGGCUUCACAUUCCAUAUCUUCCUGGCUUCCUUGCUUUCAGAGAGGCUCCUGUGCUUCUGGAACUUUUGGAUAAAAUGAAGAACAAUGCUCAUUGUUUCUACCCGCAGUUACACCACGUUGAUGGUCUUACACAAUCUACGGUAAGAGAACUCCUUCAAGCAGCAGACUCUCCCGAACAUAUCUUACCGCUAAUUGGGGACUCUGGAUGUAUCUGGGGAGCGGCAAUGCGAUCAUCUGAGGGCUCUUUGAAGCCCAUAUUUAUUUCAGUUGGUCACCGUAUAUCUCUCGCCAGUGCCAUUGCAAUUGUGAGGAUGACUUGCAAAUUUCGUGUUCCAGAGCCCAUCCGGCAGGCUGAUAUAAGAUCGAGGGAGCGCCUGCGGAACAAUCAAUGAUUAUGUACACAAUCGUUUCUCUGUAUAUUUGCUGAGUUUUGGUGAACUAUGAGUACCAUGGAAAUUUCUGUAAUAUUUCAUAAACUUGACUAUAAGAAUCUGGUAUUGGUAGGUGUAUUUUUUGCUAUGUUUGCUCCUACUCUUUUAAAAUAUCGAUGUUUGCGUGUCGGAUCCUCAGCUCCAAAGGUAAUGCAAUUUUGGAGGAUUCAACAUAAGUACAACAACAUUUUAGAAAAAUCCGAGCAAAAUAGUUGAUAAAUGUUCCAAUAAUAUUUUGAUGAACCUAGCA
This is a messenger RNA of Solanum lycopersicum (tomato), 1087 nucleotides long. The record is from RefSeq and is a predicted model, not a curated record. Lineage: Eukaryota; Viridiplantae; Streptophyta; Magnoliopsida; Solanales; Solanaceae.